Messenger RNA from Chaetomium fimeti, 732 nucleotides. RefSeq lists its product as uncharacterized. NCBI's taxonomy places the organism in Eukaryota, Fungi, Ascomycota, Sordariomycetes, Sordariales, Chaetomiaceae. The record is from RefSeq and is a predicted model, not a curated record. The coding region runs from base 1 to 732 and encodes 243 amino acids. The transcript is spliced from 7 exons.
AUGCCGACAACUACGAACUCAAGUUCGGUAUACCCGGAGAAUUGGACAUUGAGCAAAUAUCAGGAAAGCGCUACGCAGCGGCAGCUGAGCAUGAGGCAACCGUGCCACCCCACGAGCAUCAAAGCUUGUUUGGCGUUCCACGAGCCCCGGACCCUCUUCUUCCCACGCAUCAACCACCGCACCGAGUCCCCCACGUGCAGUCCAGUCGCAAGCCAGUCACUGCCAGUUUGCGUCGAUAUGCGGGCUUAUCGGCAAACAAUAUCUCAAGCGGUCGUCGGCGGUCGGCAGCUCACCGUGCCCGUAAUUCUGAGUGUCGACCGCAACUCAAACGGAAACGGAACGAAUUGGCGGCACUUGUCGGGCCUUCUCUUCGGCUCUGCCGCCGAGUCUGGAAACAGGCGAGACUCUUCAGUAAGGUGGCCGGACUUUGCUCCAGAAAAGGCAACUCACCAAGUUCCGAACGAAGAAAAGGACCAUUGCAAGACCUCUCGAUCGGCCCUUUACGACCAGUUCGAAAACCCUUUGCUAUACUUGUACGACAUAACGACCUCGUACUUGACUGCUGGCAGCCGCAGCAUCCAGGCUCAGCCAGAGAAGCCCACUGAUGAAUCUGCCAAGUCCCUCGGAUUCGUCGACCCGGCUCCAGAGCUGUCAAGUGUCGGUGGGUCUGCCGGUCUCGAACACGGCGGCGUCCUGAUCCGGAACAAGGUGAAGACUUCUCCCAUCCUCUGA